CCGAACACCUCACCACCACGCACCACGCACCACCAGCCACAAGUCAACUGUACAGGUCUACCGCCGCAAAUAAAGCCCGGCAAAUGUGCUUCCACCCCGCUCCCACCAUGUCUAGGCACAACACCCGUGUUCCCGGGCUACGAUGCUCCCAAGCGGCACCUUCGAGACCUCGGGAGCAGCUGGAGAAGCUACCCACGCCGGCAGUGCGGACAUAGCACAAAGCUCCCAGACUCAGGAGAGAAUCAAAUCAGCACCCCGGCCGAGGACUCUGGUGUAAACCGGGAUCGCGGAGCCCCACACCCUGGAAAGGAGAGAGGGCCUGCAUAUUGAAAGUCGCAGCUGUGCUUUCUCGAUUUCCAAGUUUUGCAAAAGCACAAGAUACCUCUCACAUCAAUUCCCAUGCCCCUUCGCGCAAAGAUUCUACCCGGCAAACUCCCGACAAUGGCAGAGCUCAAUGGGACCAAGCCGCAGACUGGCAUCAAAGUGAUCAUCGUCGGAGCGGGUUUCGGCGGUCUCACAGCGGCCAUUGAAUGCAAACGGCAAGGCCAUUCUCCAGUCAUUUAUGAGGCUUUCCCCGAGCUCAAGCUGCUGGGCGAUAUCAUCUCUUUUGGACCCAAUGCAGGCCGCAUCUUCUACCGGUGGUCCAAUGGCGAGAUUGUGAAGAAAAUGCGAGAUGUGUCCAUUGAUCUGUCAAGCUACGGGUUCAAUAUCCACAAGUGGGACACGGGCGAGAUUGUGAUCAAUCAGAAGACUGCGGCCAAAGAUCCAACGGCGCCGAACUUCAAUGGCCACAGAGGCGAAUUGCAUGAGAUUGUUUUCAACUACGCAAAAGAGCUGGGCAUUCCCAUUCACCUUGGGCACCGUGUAGAGAAUUACUGGGAGACUGAAGAGGCUGCGGGGAUUGUGCUGGAAGAUGGGACGAAGAUUGAGGGCGAUGUCGUCGUAGGAAGCGACGGCGUGAGAAGCAAGGCGCGUACCCUCGUCCUCGGAUAUGAAGAUAAGCCCAAGUCUUCCGGCUACGCUGUUUGGAGGGCAUGGUUCUCGAACAAGGAUAUGAUUGCGGAUCCGGAGACAAAACACUUCUGUGAGAACGGAGACACCUUUAACGGGUGGAUUGGACCGGAUGUACAUUUCCUCUUCUCCACCCUGAAAAACGGCUCCGACUGCUGCUGGGUCCUGACACACCGCGAUGAAGCCGAUAUCGCCGAGUCCUGGUCUUUCCCAGGCUACCUCAAAGACGUGUACAAGGUCCUUGAGGGAUGGGACCCAAUGUGCAAGAAGAUUGUUUCCAAGACGCCAGAAUCCGUCCUCGUGGACUGGAAACUCGUCUAUCGCGACCCCUUGCCUACGUGGGUUUCUGGCUACGGCAGUGCUCCAGGGCACGGGCGGAUAUGUCUUCUCGGUGAUGCUGCACAUCCUUUCCUACCAACGAGUGCACAGGGAGCAACGCAGGCAUUGGAAGAUGGAGUUACAUUGGCUGUGGUGCUGCGGAGGGCAGGCAAGAAGAACAUCAGAGGCGCAUUGCGAGCAUAUCAGGAAAUCCGUUAUGACCGCGUCCGCAAAGUGCAGAAGACCGGGGAAACGACGCGAGAUCUGUGGCACAAAACCGACUGGGAAAAGGUCAAGAAGAACCCGGAGAGUAUACAAAUGCCGAGGGAGGAGUGGAUCUUUGGAUUUGAUGCAGAGAAGCAUGCGGAGGAGGUGGCUGACGACCUCAUCGCAAAGGUUUCCGCUUCGUAGACCUCGGAAUGAGGAUCGGAAGUUCGGAAUUGGAGACAGUAGGACGGACGGACUUAAGCCCCACCACCAGGAUGUGGGGUACCAGGUAGAGUAAUAGAGUAAUUCCCGUGUCCACGUUUAGGUCUUCCAUCAGGGCACAGGUGAUUGGUUUCUUAAUAUGC
Molecule: messenger RNA, 1901 nt
Organism: Westerdykella ornata
Lineage: Eukaryota; Fungi; Ascomycota; Dothideomycetes; Pleosporales; Sporormiaceae
Product: FAD/NAD(P)-binding domain-containing protein
Exons: 3
Coding region: 442-1740 (432 amino acids)
Biological process (GO): secondary metabolite biosynthetic process
Molecular function (GO): FAD binding; monooxygenase activity
Source: RefSeq, a predicted model, not a curated record